CGGCCCCCAGUUACUCCAGCACUUUGUGUCUUUGGGACACCCCGGCACCUGCAUUUCCCUGCCCGGACAGGGCUCCGCGCUUGCGCGGGGCUGCCGUUGCUGUGGAGACGCGGCCUAGUGGAGUCUGACCGCCCGCCCGCCCGCCUGUCUGGCCUGCGCCGGGAUGGCCUGCAGAGCGGCCGAGCGCGCCCGGAGAGCCAGUGAACUGAGCGCGGCGGGGAACAUGUCCGAGCGCCCGGACCCGGCCAGUAAAGCGGCGCCGGACCGCGGCCUCCUGCUGCCGCUCAUCACCGCACUGUCGCUGCUCAGCCGCUUCUACCGGCUGUCGGAGCCGCAACACGUCUGCUGGGACGAAACUCACUUUGGAAAAAUGGGAAGUUAUUACAUCAACCAGACAUUUUUCUUUGAUGUUCAUCCUCCACUGGGCAAGAUGUUAAUUGGAUUAGCGGGAUAUCUCACUGGAUAUGAUGGUACCUUCCUCUUUAAGAAACCUGGAGACAAGUAUGAACACCACCACUAUUAUGGCAUGAGAGCGCUCUGUGCAACGCUGGGCUCCUGUCUUGUUCCUUUUGCAUAUCUCAUUGUUUUGGAGCUGACCAGAUCACAUAAUGCUGCUCUUCUCGCUGCUGUCUUUUUGAUAUUUGAUACUGGAUGUAUAACUAUUUCACAGUAUAUCUUGUUGGAUCCAAUCCUAAUGUUCUUUAUUCUGGGAGCAGUACUCAGCACGCUCAGGUUCAACGCUAUGAAGGACAGGCCCUUCUCUCUUCCUUGGUGGCAAUGGUUGGUACUGACAGGAGUUAAUCUUGCUGGAGCCCUUGGGGUAAAAUUUGUUGGAAUCUUUGUCAUCCUUCUCAUUGGAAUUAACACUGCCUGUGACCUGUGGCAUCUUCUGGGAAUGCUUGACAUUUCUCUGGUUGAAUUUGGAAAACACUUUCUCGCUCGGGUUUGGUGCCUCAUUCUCCUGCCUCUUGUCUUCUACACAACUUUAUUUGCAAUUCAUUUUGUAGUAUUGAACAAAAGUGGGCCUGGUGAUGGAUUCUUCAGCUCUGCAUUUCAGUCUCGUCUGAUUGGUAACAAUUUGCACAACGCAUCAAUGCCAGAGCAUAUUGCUUACGGGUCAAUAAUCACAAUGAAGAAUGUGCGAACUGCUGGUGGAUACCUACAUUCCCACUGGCAUCUGUAUCCAGAAGGAGUCGGAGCACGACAGCAGCAGGUGACUGCCUAUUUACACAAGGAUGAUAACAAUCUUUGGAUUGUCAGGGAACCUGAUCUCUCUGCAGAUAUAGAUGGCCCUAUCAAAUAUGUUCAACAUGGUGAUAUAUUCAAGCUUGAACACAAAGAAACAUCUCGGAAUAUGCACAGCCACCAACACAAAGCUCCACUAACGAAGAAGCAUUUCCAAGUCACAGGAUACGGAAUAAAUGGGACCGGAGACUCAAAUGAUUUCUGGAGGAUUCUGGUGACUGGAGGUCAGAAUGGCGAUCUAAUUAAAGUUCUCAGGAGCAAGAUCCGAUUAAUGCACGUGGCAACUGGCUGUGUCUUGUAUUCCUCCGGGAAAUCCCUGCCAAAGUGGGGGUGGGAACAAGUUGAAGUCAGCUGUAGUCCUUACCUUAAAGAAACACCCAACUCAUUGUGGAAUAUUGAGGAUCAUAUCAACGCGAAAAUGCCGAACAUCAGCCUGGAGGUGCUGAAGCCCUCGUUCCCCGAGAUCCUGCUGGAGUCACAUGUUGUGAUGAUACGGAGUAACAGUGGUCUAAAACCCAAAGAUAACGAGCUCACUUCAAAGCCUUGGCAUUGGCCCAUCAAUUAUCAGGGUCUUCGUUUCUCUGGGACAAAUGAGACUGAAUAUCGAGUUUAUUUAUUGGGAAACCCUAUGAUUUGGUGGCUGAACCUCUUGGGCCUCCUCAUCUACGUGCUUCUCUUCAGUAUCACAGUUGUCUACUUACAGCGAGGAUAUCAGCCAGGUCAUCAGGUCAGAGAACGGUGUAAUGUUACUCUGCGAGCAGCCAGAUACGUGCUGCUGGGAUGGGUCCUGCAUUAUUUACCCUUCUACCUAAUGGGCCGAAUCCUCUACUAUCAUCACUAUUUCCCAGCAAUGCUUUUCAGCAGUAUGUUAACAGCUAUUACUUGGCACAUUGUGCUGCAAAGUUCAGACCUCUUCUUAAGCCAUCAAGCAGCUGAAAGAGUUUACACUGGGGGAGUGAUAUGUUUGAUCAUCUUCUGCAUCUACAGCUUCUACCUGUUCCAUCCUCUGUCCUACGGGAUGAUCGGCCCACACGCUCAGGACCCGCUCAGUCCAAUGGCAGGUUUGAGGUGGAUGGAGUCCUGGGAAUUCUGACCCUCGCUGAAGGUGGACAAGUCACGGCAUCUGGUCAUCGUCACAGCCACAAUGUUGGAACAAAGGUUUUGUCAAAUUAGAUGAUGUGAAAUUCGAUAAAUUCCUGUGCAAAUGAUUCGCUGGUUAAAGUCUCCUUUUGAAACAUUA
Molecule: messenger RNA, 2485 nt
Organism: Leucoraja erinaceus (little skate)
Lineage: Eukaryota; Metazoa; Chordata; Chondrichthyes; Rajiformes; Rajidae
Gene: pomt2
Product: protein-O-mannosyltransferase 2
Exons: 21
Coding region: 164-2338 (724 amino acids)
Biological process (GO): protein O-linked glycosylation via mannose
Cellular component (GO): membrane; endoplasmic reticulum
Molecular function (GO): dolichyl-phosphate-mannose-protein mannosyltransferase activity
Source: RefSeq, a predicted model, not a curated record